This is a messenger RNA of Malaclemys terrapin pileata, 887 nucleotides long. It is a transcript of the gene CRYBA4, whose product is annotated as crystallin beta A4. Gene Ontology annotation, biological process: visual perception; lens development in camera-type eye. The record is from RefSeq and is a predicted model, not a curated record. Gene Ontology annotation, molecular function: structural constituent of eye lens. The transcript has 5 exons. Lineage: Eukaryota; Metazoa; Chordata; Testudines; Emydidae. The coding region runs from base 195 to 749 and encodes 184 amino acids.
GCAGAUUUUAACCAUCUGGUCUUCUCGUUUCCUCCCCAGGACAGAGCCACCAUGAGCCAACACUGCACUAAGUUCUCUGGCCUCUGGAAGGUAUGGUCGGGUGAGCUGGGGUCUUGGGGGGAGCAUCGCCGGGAGCUGGUUUGGCAUUAGGACCCGUGCUGAGACCUGGGCAACAGGACCCGCUCGCUGGGAUCAUGAUCCUGGUGUGGGAUGAGGAGUUCUUCCAGGGCCGGAGGCAGGAGUUCACCGCCGAGUGCUACGACGUGAGGGCGUGCGGCUUCCAGACGCUCCGCUCCUUCAAGAUUGAGAGUGGCGCGUGGGCAGGCUUUGAGCACGUGGGCUUCCGGGGGCAGCAGUUCGUUCUGGAGCAAGGCGAGUACCCUCGCUGGGAGGCCUGGAGUGGCAGCCACGCCUACCACGUGGAGAGGAUGAGCUCCUUCCGCCCCAUCGCCUGUGCUAAUCACCGGGACAGCAAGAUGACGAUCUUCGAGUGGGAGAACUUCCUGGGGCGGAAGGGGGAGCUGAGCGACGACUACCCUUCGCUGCCAGCCAUGGGCUGGGGGAGCAGCGCGGUGAGCUCCUUCCGUGCUCACUCUGGCGCCUGGGUCUGCUCCCAGUUCCCUGGGUACCGAGGCUUCCAGUACAUCCUGGAGUGCGACCGUCACGCGGGCGAAUACAAGCACUUCCGGGAGUGGGGCUCCCACGCGCAGACCUCCCAGGUUCAGUCUAUCCGGAGGAUCCAGCAGUGAGUGCUGCCAACCGCCAGGCCGCAGCCGCCCCCUUCUGCCCCUCAGCGUCUUACCCUACCCGCCUUCCACUGGGGCCCCCGGCUCCGGGCCCACUCCGGGCUCAAAGCCAAGCUCAAUAAAGGUACACUUGUCUAGCCA